Molecule: messenger RNA, 867 nt
Organism: Daphnia magna
Lineage: Eukaryota; Metazoa; Arthropoda; Branchiopoda; Diplostraca; Daphniidae
Product: ATP-dependent DNA helicase PIF2-like
Exons: 3
Coding region: 1-867 (288 amino acids)
Biological process (GO): telomere maintenance; DNA repair
Molecular function (GO): DNA helicase activity
Source: RefSeq, a predicted model, not a curated record
AUGGAAUACAGCAUAAUGUGCGUUUCUUUUACUGGUAUUGCAGCAGCAAAUCUACCUAAUGGUAGAACCAUACACAAUCACUUCAACUUUACGAUCAAUGACUUGAAGAAAUCGACUUUUGUCCCAGACUUGUCAACGGAUAAAUUAAACCAACUUCGUUCCCGUCUUACCACGUCCAAGCUUAUAUUGUUGGCAAUUGAUGAAAUAUCAUAUAUUUCUCCUGAAGCUCUUGGCCAAAUUGACAACCGUCUACAACAACUAAUGGGAAAACCGGAAUCUCCUUUUGGUGGAAUCGCCUUUCUUUUAAUGGGUGAUUUUUAUCAGUUACCACCCGUUGCCGAACCUUACAAUCUCUAUAGUGCAACUAUGAAACUUCUCGUAGACCGAAAAGAAAUAGAAAAUGGAGAUCCUGGUCCAAGAACCAGAGGAGCUCUUCUUUUUAGCCGAUUUAGGAAAUUUGAGCUUUCACAACAAAUGAGGGUUGCCGAUGACGCUAAUCACGCUGCAAUGCUUAAUCAAAUGAGAACGCCUGAUCCUGGAUGUCGCUACAUAAAUUCUGAACACCUUGCCUCAAUAAAAAUUUUGACAACCAACGACAUUCAAGAAGACAGUUUGUGGCAAUGGGCUCCUGUUGUUGUCACCAGCAAUAAAGAACGUAAAAAAACGCCAAGAUUCAUUUGGGAAAUUCCUUUAGUUGGAGAUUUGGCAUCAUCAAUCACGACGAGCAUCCAUCAACAUAUUUACAAGACCAUACCGGCACUAAAGCGUUGUUUUGUAGCUGGUGCCCCAGGUUACCUUACCCAAAAUAAUAAUCCUUCUCUAGGACUUUCAAAUGGAACCCCAGUUAUUUAUCAUUCUUUGACUUGA